Molecule: messenger RNA, 735 nt
Organism: Eimeria maxima
Lineage: Eukaryota; Apicomplexa; Conoidasida; Eucoccidiorida; Eimeriidae
Exons: 1
Coding region: 1-735 (244 amino acids)
Source: RefSeq, a predicted model, not a curated record
AUGACUGUGUUGCCAAAGAAGGCGGUGGAGGCUACUGCAAAGGUAGACGCAUCAGCCGCAACGAAGCCAGCAGAGGCCGAAGCAGCAGGGAAGGCAGAUGGAGGUUUGGAGAAGAAGAGUGAGGGUGAGGGAAAAUCGGAGACUGUGGCCCCCAAUAAGGCAGCGCCUGCGUUGCUUCCAAAGGAGUCUAUGACUGUGUUGCCAAAGAAGGCGGUGGAGGCUCCUCCAAAGGCAGACGCAUCAGCCGGAACGAAGCUAGCAGAAGCCGAUGCAGCAGCAAAGGCAGAUGGAGGUUUGGAGAAGAAGAGUGAGGGUGAAGGAAAAUCGGAGACUGUGGCCCCCAAGAAAGCAGCGCCUGCGUUGCUUCCAAAGAAGUCUAUGACUUUGUUGCCAAAGAAGGCGGUGGACGCUCCUGCAAAGGCCGAUGCAUCUGCCACAGCGAAGCCCGCAAACGCCGAUGCGGCAGCAAAGCCCGGAGGCGCGUUGGAGAAGAAGAGUGAGGGUGAGGGAAAAUCGGAGACUGUGGCCCCCAAUAAGGCAGCGCCUUCGUUGCCUACUGCGAAGACGCCGGUGACUGCGGCAAAGGCAGACGCAUCAGCCGCGACGAAGCCAGCAGAGGCCGCAGCAGCAGCGAAGGCAGAUGGAGGUUUGGAGAAGAAGAGUGAGGGUGAAGGAAGAUCGGAGGUUGCCACUCCCAAGAAGGCAGCGCCUGCGUUGCUUCUAAAGAGUCUAUGA